AUGUCUCCUCUCCAAUCUGCAGCUCUCCAGCAGCCCCAAGGGCUCUCAGGUUACUCGUCUCCCUCAGUCGAGCCCCCCAACCCUGCAGAAGUACGCGAGACAGGGGCCCCUCCUCACCUUCCACGACCUUCCGUGGACUCCCCCCCAGAGAUGGUUCUCCCACUAGUACCACCGGCAAUACCCCCUGUAGUCCCACAAGAGAGUGAAAACCUUCAGCAAAACCAGCAGCAAAAGCAGAAACAGCUGCAAGUGCAGCAGCAGCAGCAGCAGCAGCAGCGCCAGCAACAAGACUGCCCGCUACCGCAGGAAGCCACUGCAAACGACAAGCAACAAACACACAACGAAAUCCAACCACCAAAUUCUUCACACCCUCAACAAGUGCAGGAGAAACAGCAGAAUGCGCUAGAAAAGCCUCCACAGAGCCAGCAGCACCAUCAGCAAAAGGAACACCAGGGGGAACAGGAGUACCAGGAGCACCACCACCACCAGCAGGACGGACUUGAGUCUCAGCAGCAGCUGCUGCUGCUCCGGGAGGUAGGAAAUGGGUCUGUUCAGCACACGCCGCACUACAGAAAUGUCUCUCAGCAGCAAGAGGUGCGUGAGCAGCAGACGCAAACUCGCGAGAUACAUAGGCCCAACGAAGCACCUAUGCAGCAGCAACAGCGGUGGCAACAAAGAGGACAGGGGCAGCCAGCGCUGAUGGUGUUUCUCACGGAGCAGCAGCAGGGGUUUCCAGUUCAGCAACAGGGCACGCAGGGGCUGCAGCAGCUGCAUACGCCAGAAGAACAGCACCAGAGCGAGAAGCCCGCAGGGGACCAAGUAGAGUUGCUGCUGGAAGCAGCAGAACAACAGAGAAGCGAGCUAAGGCAGCUGGUACAGCAAAACGAGUCAUGCUCCAUUGGGCAUUAUGAGCAGCAGCACAGUCAGGACCAGCAGCAACAGCAUGAGCAGCAGCAACAGCCUGAGCAACAGCAACAGCACCAAAAGCAACAGCAUCAACAAAAGCAGCCGCAACAGCAGCAACAGCUGCGACAGCAGGAUUUGAAUGAACAGCAAUACGAACCCCCUUCAGGGGUGGAUGGUGGCCAGCCAGCUGCGGAUGAAGGAAGAGUACCUUGUUAUGGGUCUCCUGAGUCUCAUUCCACCCUAAGCCGCGAGAUAUCCCUCUCCGAGUCAGAGUCCAGCGAUCCAUCUACUACCCGUUCCCCGAUACCAGAACCAAACGCGCAACAACCCCAACGGCCUACAUAUGCCACAGGAGAUUCCAGCUCCACCACUGCAGAAGCAGUAGCAGCAGCAGCACGAGAGGGAAUUUCUGUCCUGCAUAACCAGCUGUCUUCCUCCAUCCAAGAGGCUCUGGCCCGCCAGGCUGCCGAAGCAACAAAUUCACAAGAAGCACAAAAACCGCUGCUGGAGCAGCGGCAGCAGCAGCAACAGCAGCUUCGGGUGCAACGGCAUGCUGAACUGCAUCAGCAGCCACAGCAGCAGGUACCGCAGCAUCAGCGGCAGCCAAACAACCGCAUCCCCAUUGCCGAGCCCCUGUCGCAUACUGUGGAGACUAGGGAGACUGCUGAACCAUGCCACCUAAUGGAUAUUCUUUGGCGGCAGCGGCAUCAACAACAGAAGCAGACGCGAUUGGUGGGCGCAGCAGGAACACCAGCUGCUGCUGUUGCUGUUGUUGCAACACCAAGAGCACGGGGGCAGCCUGCUGCACAUUCGGCUUCUGUAUUUGCGAUGCGAUCCCCACCACCUGUGCAGGAGGAGUCACCAGCAGCUGUUGUGCAGCAACAGCCCCACAGCGCCAGCAGCAGCUGCACGGUUGCACUGGGGGGCCCUUCAGUAGAGGGGAAGUUACAGGGGCCUCCAGCACCUUCAAGGGGCCUCUCUGGAGCAGCAAAGCAAACAGCAGGAAUACAAGCCUCCCUCCUUAGACCUGCUGCUGCACUACUUGCAGCUGCUGCUGCGGCACAUGCAGAGCCGCAUGGUCUAUCAGGCAAUAAGAAUAGCGCUGCUGAAGGAGCAAAGCACAAGUCUCUGCAACCUGCAGCAGCUCUACCAGCACCGUCUGCAGGCUCAGUGCCGAAGAAAUCCCAAACACGACCGGCAGCAACAGCAACAGUAGCAAGAGAAACGGGAACAACAACAAAAGCGGCUUCUGCGGUAGCAGCUCCCAAGGGAGCAACAAGAAGCUCAGCAACAGUGGCUACGGCAAAGGCACCAGCAAGAGCAACAGCAAAUGCAACAGAUUCGAUUUCAAGCGAGACGGCGGAGGGAGGUGACACUACAGUUUCUCCUCCCGUGGCAAUAGUUAACAAGGUUGCAGGCGCUGCAGCAGAAAGAAGUGCUAAUGCGCCUCCAAGAAAAUCUAGCAGCGGUUUUAUUGUCUUGCGUGGUGCAGCCGCUGCAACUUCUGAACCUCGUGCCCCGGUUGUUGCUGCAGCUGCUGAGUUGCUGCUGAGACAGGCGCCGAGACGGGCGGGGCGGGCAGGCCAGAGCGAAAUGCCUCCCGCCAAAAAGAGACGGCAACUGCUGGAGCAACACAGCGAGCAGCAGCUGCAGCCGCAGUUACACCGCUCCCAGAAACAAGAUCAGAAGGCAGCUGGCCUGUCAGGGAUAGACAAGCGGGCGAUCCCACAGCUUGCCCAACCUAGAAAGCUUGCACCCACAACAGGUCUCAGUGCAUGCAGCAGCAGAAGCAGUUGCUUUACUGACAGCAGUAGCAGCGACGGAACGGGAAGCUCUCGCAGCCGCCGCAGCAGCGACAGUUGCAGUGGCAUCCUCAGCGGGAGCAGUCGCAGCAUCAACAGCCCCAGCAGCAGAAGCGAAAACAGUAGCAACAGCCCAAGCAACAGCAACAGCAGCAGCCCGUGCAGGAGCGUCAAACAGAGAAAGACCACCGCAGUUAAGCUUUGGGGCAGGAGCAAUGGAGCAGGCUCUGUUUCCUCGCUGCGACGCCGAAUGCUAGGGAAGUUGUUAAGGAGGCGCACGUUGACUGUCUCUUCAAGUGCAAUCCGCAAAGUACCAUGCGGUAGGAACACUGCUAUCUCCGCUCCUGCCGGUGAGCGGUUCGCGGGUGCAAGAGCCCGGAGCUGCAGCACAGACGCAGCAGGAACUGCCACUGCUUCUGCCGCUGCUGCAGCAGCUCCACUUAAAGCAGGGGACUUCAAACACGCACGACAGGGACAACCAUCCGCGAGAAAGGAGCAGGUCCCCCAGAGUCCGCAGGGCCCUGAAUUAGGUGGAGGUGAAGAUGGUGCUGUUGCCGCAGCAGGGAAAGCUGUGCCGCUGCUGCAGCAGUUUGCUGGCAAAGGUCCCGGCCCCGCGGAGCUCCACUGGGUAGAUAGAUGCAGUAGUACGCGAAAUACCAGCAGCAGUAACAGCAAGGUAGCGCAUUCCGUUCCCUUUGCAGCAGCUGCACCUGCCAGUGUCUGUGCAAGAGAGCCCCGGCCUCCUUGCAGAGGAAGCAGCACGGCUGCGGCCAUGCCUCUGGCUCCCGUCAGCGUUCGCCCCGCCCAGCAGCAACCUUGCGGUGCCUCAUCUUCUGACGACUCUAGAGAUAAUGUACAAGAGCGCGGAUCGAACACUCACGGAGGCCACAGGGAGACUUUUCUAGAGGGGAGGCCUAACUCGUCUCAGCACCAGAUGCAGGAGAACAUGCACACAGUGCAUGCCGCAGGCAACGCAGGCCAAAGGGCCAGUGGGGCUUUCUUAGAGACCCGUCUUAAUGCUCCUGCAGCAGGACAGAUCCCCCCUAACCAGUGCGAACGGGGCGAUCUCGCGCAGGUCUCACCUGCAUUGGUGGAGGUUUCGGAGGGCCCGGUAAGGAGGCAGGGACGCCCUCAGAGACCCGAGCUCCCUUCAGUAGUCGCUGCAGCAGCACACGGGGACUCGCGAGCAGCCGGCAGCAGGUGGUCUUGCCUCCAUUUUGCCUCUCCUAGGGCAGAAGAGACUGCGUUGGUUAAGAAGGCCCCGCUGCAUCACCAGCCGCACGAAGAGCCAUCACAGUCUAGAGGCAACGAAGCGGAAGCUCCGCUGAUGCAGCACACUGAGCAGCAGCAGGUGGGAGUACAGCAGCAACAGCUGGUGCGGCUGCAGCCACUGCUGCAGCCCCUACUGCAACAGAAGAACAAAGCCCUUCAUCCGUCGCAGCCGCACCCACACCAGAGCCGCAUUGGACCUCCCCAGAACCACCAGUGUCCGCAGUGGCAGCAGGAAGAGCAGCUCCAGCAGCAGCCUCAGCAACGCCUGCAACGAGCGUCGUUGCAGCAGCAGGAAUACAGUCAACACCAGGAGCACCCAUCUCAGAAGUUGCAAGUGCCAGCGCAUCAGCUGCCUAGGCAGCAUCCGAUGCAGCACCAGAGGCAACAUCUACUGCUGCAGCAUGAGCAGCAGAUGCUGCAUAGGCAAGAGCACCGAGGUGGGUUCCCACAUCCAGGAUCGUGUUUCCAGGAUAUUUCGUCAAGGUCCGCGGCUUCUCCAGUUUCUCCAAUGUCUCGACUGUCUCCAAUGUCUGGAGCAUCACUGAAUCGUCGUUCUCCUUCCGCCUGGGUAAUGCGUCCGGCCGUAGGGAGCCGGUGUUCCCCCGUGUGUGGCGGUGCCUCUACAGCAGGCGGAAGCGAUGAGUGGCAGACACAGCCCCCCUGUAGCUCGAAAGGCCUUCGAACUUGCUGCGUUUCUCCUGCCUUCCCAAGAGAUCCUCUGGCGAGGCCUGCUUGGUUGCAGCAGCAGCGAAAGUCUCCACAUGCUGUUCCCUUGGGCCCUCAAGGGAAGGCAGAGUUGGUUCUAGCGCCCCAGAGCGGAGGUGCAGGUGUUGCAAUGCCUUGCCGUGCUGCAUCGAAGCCUGCCUCAGCAGAAACAGCUCAGGAGGCGGUAGUCUCAUUACUGAAGGCAGGAGGGCCCUCCAUCCCGCAGAACGCUCGAAGUAGACCCGAAUCGAUGCAUCUGCAGCAACUGCAGCAACUGCAGCAGCACCCGCAGCACCAACAGCAGCAUCUGGCAAGGCAGCGUCAGCUGCGGAGAGUGAAACAUCUGUUUGCCCUGCACACUCGUUUGCAUGACCUCCUAAGUCAUGCCGCUGUGGUGCUGCAGAGCCUCCGGGAUGUCUGCUGCUGCAGUCUCGAAACGUUGAGUGCACUGGAAGGCGCCUCGUGCUGCUCUCCCGGCGGGGGGGUGCCACGCACCAAAGACGCAGAAGACGUUAGCGAGGAAGCAGGAACACCUGCAAGAGCAACAGCAGCAGCAGGAGACGGGCUCUGCAGCAGCUGCAAUGUGCACUUGAAUCUUCCGCUGGAGAACAACGGAGCCGAAAACUGCGUCUGCCCUAGGACUGCUAGCCCUGUGGAUGUCUCACAGGCCGAGCAUGCGUGCGGUUCUGCGACCAAUAGGCAGCAGCAGCAGCAACAGCAACAACAUAACCACCACCAACACCAACACCACCAGCAAUCCCUGCCCUGUCAGCCCUCGCUGCACCAACGUUUUGUUGACACACACCUAGGAGAUCGUACGAGCGCUUCUAACCAACAUCAAACACUCCUGCAGCAGCAACUGCUUCCCCGGCUGCAGAGACAGGGCCAGCCACAGCCGCUGGCAGCGGUGCAGCAUCUGCAGAUGGGGAAGCAAUUCGUUCAGAAGCAGCAGCGCCAGCAUGCCCUGCAGCAGCACCAGCAGCUGCACCAGCAGCAACACGAGAUAUUGCCUGUCGCAGAUGGACCUGUGCAGCCGCAGCAACAGAUGACGAAGCACACUCCCCAGGAGGGCCCCUUGCAGCCUCCUGCUGCGCAUCACCACCACAUUAAAGGCGGGCAGAGUCUCCUCCUGCUGCAGCAGGUGCCUCUGCAGCAGCUGCAGUUGCAGCGGGCGCAGAAGCGGCAGCACCUGCUGUUGGAAGAGCAGCUAAGACGACCGUCCAUCCACCGGCCACCAUCCAGCCAACACCUCUUAGCGGAUGCACUGUUACUGCAGCAGAUGGCGGUGCAGAAGGCGCAGCUGCAAAGCUCUCCUGAAGAUUUAGAGCACCAGCAGGGCUCGCAGGAACACAAGGCUGGGAAACAGCCAAGCCUGCGUAUCCCUCUGCUGUAUUCCACCGAGCAGCCAUGGCUGCUGCAACUGCCACUGCAACAGCCACUGCAGCAGCCGGUGCAGAAGGCGCUGCAGCCCGAACCGAACCCAAAGAAGAAAUUCGGGCCACUGCAGCUUGGGAGAGAUACACAACAUGCCGAAUCAGCAAAGCAGCAGAGACAGCUGCUUCAGGAGCAAACAGACCAACCCACGCAGCGGCAGCUGCUGCAAUUCCCUCUAACUAGUGGCGUCCCGCACCCUCCACAGCAACAGCCACAGCCCUGGUCGAUUUUGCAGCAGCAGGCGCAGCAGAAGGCCCACCACGAGGCCCUGCAGCAGGUAGAUGCACCUAAUGCAGGCAACAAUAUCGCGCAACCGGGGGACUUUAUACGGGAGCAAAGACCCCGAACUGCUCAUUGCCACCAUUUCCUGCUGCAGACUGGGGCGGCUGAGGAGACAGGGGAAAAAAGUGCUACAGUAAGCCCGCAGAAGCCCCCUGCUGGGGACCCGCUUCGCAGCCCGACCACCCCCCUGACAACAGCGGAGAGCAGCUGUGGCAGCCACAACAGCACCAGUCGCACCAGCAGCAACAGCAUUACCAGCACCAACAGGAUAAAUCAAGAGACUGUCUCUCCCCCCUUAAGAGAGAGCGGGUCGGCUGCAGAGAGGCAGGCCGAAAUAAAAGACAGCUCAGGGUCUGUGAGCACUUGCGGGCCCUCCGUGCAGCCUUGUGGAGAGGAGACAUCUGGCAGCAGGAGACAGUGCUAUCUUGAUGCUAUGUACCGCCUGCCACUCAGGCCCAAGUGGUGGUAUACCCCGCUGGGCCUUUCUUCAGCAGACAGAUCCAUACAGUAA
Messenger RNA from Eimeria maxima, 6912 nucleotides. RefSeq lists its product as hypothetical. Gene Ontology annotation, biological process: regulation of transcription by RNA polymerase II. The transcript has a single exon. The record is from RefSeq and is a predicted model, not a curated record. Gene Ontology annotation, cellular component: SWI/SNF complex; nucleus. Bases 1 to 6912 code for a protein of 2303 amino acids. NCBI's taxonomy places the organism in Eukaryota, Apicomplexa, Conoidasida, Eucoccidiorida, Eimeriidae. Gene Ontology annotation, molecular function: transcription coregulator activity.